Molecule: messenger RNA, 3584 nt
Organism: Rana temporaria (common frog)
Lineage: Eukaryota; Metazoa; Chordata; Amphibia; Anura; Ranidae
Gene: NTRK1
Product: neurotrophic receptor tyrosine kinase 1
Exons: 17
Coding region: 190-2571 (793 amino acids)
Biological process (GO): nerve growth factor signaling pathway; positive regulation of kinase activity; cell surface receptor protein tyrosine kinase signaling pathway
Cellular component (GO): signaling receptor complex; plasma membrane; axon
Molecular function (GO): ATP binding; transmembrane receptor protein tyrosine kinase activity; neurotrophin binding
Source: RefSeq, a predicted model, not a curated record
GUGUUCCCGGCCCCUCCCAUCCACUUGUCUGUACGUUGGGGCAGAUGCCUCCAGAGCUCAGAAGAAGGGAGGAGAGCGUCAGCAUCACUUGUCUGCUGGAGGACCUGAGCUGGAGAACCUGAGCUCCCGGACCAUGAGCCUCCCCGUACACUGACCCCCCCCCCUAGGACCACGGGACUCGGGACCACCAUGGGCAGCCUGCGUCCCACCUGCUGGGUGCUGCUGGCCAGCCUCACCUUUCUGGUCACCGCCGCCGCCACCUCCUGCCCCGAAUACUGCAGGUGUUACCCCACCUGGAUCCAGUGCCUGGAGCCCAACACCGUCACCAACGUCUCCCUCUUCCACAACGUGGAGAACGUCACCGAACUGGUGAUCGAGAAUCAGAGGGACUUGUUGAACCUAACGAAGGCGGACAUGAAGAACUUCAGAGAGCUAAAAAAUCUGACCAUUUCUAACACCGGACUCAAAUAUAUUUCCAAAGAUGCUUUUGAGAUGAACCCUCGCAUGACUCACAUUAACCUGUCGGCAAAUUCUCUGGUGGCCUUAUCAUGGAAGACCUUCUACCACCUACCUCUUCAAGAGCUGGUCCUGAUGGAAAACCCUUUACAAUGCUCUUGCGAAGUGCGAUGGAUUCAGCUUCGUCGAGAUGAAGGUUGGGCUGACCUUGGCAACCAAACGUUGAGCUGUUUCGAAAACGGUCUAGAGAUCUUCAUAGAAGACGCCAAUAUUUCGCUGUGUGAUCGGCCAGAAGUUUCCAUCAUGGAGCAAAAUCUCACAGUACUUCACGGGGAUAAUCUUACCCUUCAGUGUAAUGUAGUUGGCCAACCGCGACCAACAGCCACCUGGAUUUUGCCAAAAAUCAAACCCCAGUAUGAAAUUGAGCAGUUCGAGGGUCCAGACACAGAUAUGAUCUUCCUCCACCUCCACAACAUCUCCCCAGGCUUCAAUAAGCGGGAUGUCACCUGCUGGGCUGAGAACAUGGCUGGCCCCACCAAGAAAUCCAUUCAGCUGGAUGUCCGCUUCCCAGCAGCCGUGGUAGAGUUAGGGGAAGCAGUCCUCCAGCACCACGUCUGUAUUCCUUUCACGAUAGAUGGGAACCCCGCACCUGAUCUCAGCUGGAAAUUUAAUGGGCAAAUUCUGGACAUGUACGAUUUCCAAUACAUAAAGUUCCUGGAGUACAGAGAAAAUGGUACACUCAUUCAUGGUUGCCUGUAUUUUAAUAAGCCAACGCACGUCAACAAUGGAAACUAUACCCUUCAGGUGUGGAACGAGCUAGGAAGAGACAGCAAAAGUGUGUACAGCACUUUUAUGGACAACCCUUUUGACUUUAAUCCAGAGGAACCUAUCCCAGUGUCGCUGUCUCCCGAGGGUGGGGGGAAUAGCACCUACGGGAAUCCCAUUGAGACUGUGGAAGACAACACAUUCGGGGUCUCGGUGGCUGUGGGACUGGCCGUCUUCGCAUGCUUCUUCCUUCUCCUCCUGCUGAUUGUGCUCAACAAGUGCGGAAGACAUUCCAAGUUUGGAAUAAAUCGAGCGGCUGUGUUGGCGCAAGAAGACGACCUGGCAAUGUCUCUCCAUUUCAUGAAUUUUGGGGCCAGUCCUCUUACAUCUGCUGAAGGAAAGCUGGACGGGGUUAAACCAAACUUUAUUGAGAAUCCGCAAUACUUCUGCGAUGCAUGUGUCCAGCAUAUCAAGAGAAGGGACAUUUUGCCCAAGUGGGAGCUGGGUGAAGGGGCUUUUGGCAAAGUCUACCUGGCCGAAUGCUAUAGCCUGUCUUCAUCAGAACAGGAUAAGACCCUGGUGGCUGUAAAGGCCCUUAAAGAAGCAACGGAGAGCGCGAAACAGGACUUCCAGCGGGAAGCCGAGCUUCUGACUGUCCUACAACACGAGCACAUCGUGAAGUUCUAUGGCGUGUGUACUGAUGGAGAGCCUCUCCUCAUGGUGUUUGAGUACAUGAAACAUGGAGACCUCAACCGUUUCCUCAGAUCCCAUGGACCAGACGCCAAGAUUCUUGAUAACGGCAACGGGCAAAUUUUCGGGCAGCUGAACUUGACUCAGAUGUUGCAGAUCGCCACUCAGAUUGCUUCCGGUAUGGUUUACCUGGCUUCUCUCCAUUUCGUCCAUCGGGAUCUCGCCACCAGGAACUGUCUCGUUGGCAACAAAUUAAUUGUCAAGAUUGGUGAUUUUGGGAUGUCACGUGAUAUCUACAGCACAGAUUACUACAGGGUUGGCGGAAGGACCAUGCUGCCCAUUCGCUGGAUGCCACCUGAGAGCAUCUUGUACCGCAAAUUCACCACAGAAAGUGACAUCUGGAGCUUUGGCGUGGUCCUCUGGGAGAUCUUUACAUGCGGCAAGCAGCCCUGGUACCAACUUUCCAAUACAGAGGCUAUUGAAUGCAUCACCCAAGGGCGAGAACUGGAAAGACCUAGGACAUGCCCCACUGAGUUAUACAACAUUAUGCAAGGAUGCUGGCAGAGAGAACCCCAGCAGAGGCUCAACAUUAAAGAGAUUCACAGCAAGCUACAAGCUCUAGUGAAAGCACCACCAGUUUACCUGGAUAUCCUACAAUAAAACUGGGACAAAAGAAACGAGGACCAAACCACUAGGAGCAAAAGCUUGAACCCUACAAGACCAUUUAUUCUGGAAGUAGCUUUGCUAACAUUUAAAUUCCAUGUACUAAGCCCUUCUACCAAAGGUCAAUCCCUCAUGGGGACUGGACAGAAUGUCUUCAGGAUGUCUUCUAAAUUUUAGGAAGCCCUGAGGCUGAAUCAAGCGUGCACUUGGGAGACAUUGGUCAUAACGUCUUAUAACUGUGCAGAAACAUAGACACACGUCUUGGAUCUUGUCACUGCUUUAAUGAGUCUUGUCAGCUACUUCAAUACUAGCUAUUCCUAUAGUUCUGCAAGCUAUUGCAGUGUUCACUACAAAAUCCACACAUUAUGACUACAGACACCCGAAUAGCUCAGCGUCAAUAAAUAUACAACCAAGGAAACAUGCAUAUAAUACACAACUGCUCAAAAAGGCCAUAUUAAAUGACAGAUAUGUCAUCAUGCAGUACUACUAGUACAAGUUCCAGAAACUGCAAGGCGGGAACACACAACUUGUCAAGCUAUGCCUUUCAGCCUUAUAAUUGUGAGAUAUGUUAAAGUUAUCCAUCAACUCUUCAUCUGUCUAGUAAACUAGUGUACAAAGCAUAGACGUGAAAAAGGACUAUAAUGGUCAACUGUCUGUUAUUGGUAGACUUUGAGAGUUUUCAAAAGCAUGCUAUGUAAUAUUAUUGACACCCAGUAGCCUUUAAGCCGAAAAACUGGAACCAGUAACUCUGGACUGACUGUGCAACAUAGUGCCCAAGUGUUUUGAAGAAUUUUAUUAUGUGGCUUACUGUUUGUCUGCUGGAACAUGGAAACAUACCAAACAAAACUGUACAUAUUUAGCCACUGAUCUGCAAUUCAUUUGUUCAUGAUUUAUCCCAGUAAUACGUUCAACACCUAAAGAAUGUGGUAUUUUGCUAAAAUGCCUUGUUUAGUCAUAAAGGGUAAUACAUUUAAGAAAUCUUCUGGGUUAAAUAAAUCAUAAUACAUAAA